AUGGACAACGCUCCUCAAGCAAUUAGCCUGCUCGGCUGCCACAUAUUUCGCAACCUAUUCACACAGUGCCCCAACGAUAACGUGCUUGUGUCGCCGCACGCCGCCAUGAUUGUAGUGUCACUGCUGAUGGCGGGCGCCCAGCGCACAACCGAGCGCGAGAUGGCUGAGGCGCUGAAAGUUAAGUUGCCACAGUUUCACACGUCCAUGCGGCGCAUACUCGUGUUCGCGCCGUUCGGGAACUCGCCGGCCCCCGAGGAAGAGGACAGCGCCUUCAGGAUGGCCAACCGGAUCCUCGUCAACAGCAACCUGCCGCUGAGCGACUCGUUUCGCAAGAUCGGCCAGCGUGUUUACCGUACGCUUGUGUCGCCGGCCAACCUAGCGCGCCGCAGCGCCGAGGAGCGCCGGCUUGUCAACACCUGGGCCGAGGCCAUCACGGGCAUCAAGCAGGUGAUCCCGCCGGACUGCCCCCUGGACGGUGAUAGCCGCAUAGUUCUUCUAAGUUCAGCCACGCUGGACACGCUCUGGAAGUUUCCAUUCCCCAAGAUCCCGACAAUGCGGCGUCCAUUCAGCAGCUGGCCGGCUGUGCCCACGAUGGGACAGACGGCCACGCUUGGCUACGCCUGCAUCGAGGACCUGGGCGUGCGCGCUGUCGAGCUGCCAUUCUCGAGCGACGCCUACUCGGCCACCAUCAUUCUGCCUACGGGAAAGUUCGACGACCUCUGCGUUAACCUUACGCCCGAGGUCUUGAAUCGUGUGUUCGAGGCAGUGAAGGAGCGCCAGAAAGUCAGGGUCGAGAUGCCGCGCUUUUCGGCCACUUUCGAGGCCGAGCUCACAGACGUCCUGCAAAAGCUUGGUAUCCACGAAGCCUUUACGGAUGAAGCCAACUUCAGGUAGGUGUGGGCAAGAAGACUGACAAAACAAAAGAAAGAAUAUGUUCAACUUUUCGUGUUGCUGUUGCAGCUUAUGGAAAUAGG
This is a messenger RNA of Rhipicephalus sanguineus (brown dog tick), 974 nucleotides long. RefSeq names its product serpin A3-7-like. Gene Ontology annotation, molecular function: serine-type endopeptidase inhibitor activity. NCBI's taxonomy places the organism in Eukaryota, Metazoa, Arthropoda, Arachnida, Ixodida, Ixodidae. The record is from RefSeq and is a predicted model, not a curated record. Bases 1 to 894 code for a protein of 297 amino acids. The transcript has 3 exons.